AUGAAGGGAACAAUCGCCGCCGCCGCCGUGGCUGCCUUGGCCGGUACUGCCAAUGCUUCUCACGGUCACCGCCACGCCCACGAGCUCUUCGCCGCCAAGCGACACCAGACUGGCGACGUCUGCGUUCCGGGAUGCACCACCAUCUGGUCGACUGUCACCGGCGAGCCUACUUGGGUUCCUGCACCUCCUCCCGUCACCUCCGCUUCUCCUGUUGCACCUACUACCGCUCCUGCACAGACCACCGCUGAGACUCAGGCUCCCUCAACCUCCGAGGUGAUUGUUGUUCCUGUGCCGACACCGGCUCCCGUCACCUUCUCGACUCCUGGAACUUACACCAUCCCGGCCACCACCAUCACCCUGACCGACACCACCACCGUCUGCGGUGCUACCUCGACCCAGGUGCCCCCAGGAACGCACACUGUUGGUGGUGUUACCACCAUCGUUGAGACGGCCACCACCGUUACCUGCCCCGUUGCGACCGUCUCGACCAGUGGCACUGUUGUCACCAGCGUCAUUGUCCAGACCACCUACGUCUGCCCUGCUGCGGGAACUUACACCAUUGCUCCUAUCACCACCACGGUCCCGGAGUCUACGGUCAUCGUCUACCCCGUCCCCACCAGCUAUGCUCCUGGUACCUAUACCGCCCCCGAGAAGGUGGUCACCGUCACCGAGACUGACUAUGUCACCUGGUGCCCCUUCGAGAGCUCUGGUCUCCCCACUACUCAGCCCACUCCUACUCCGGCUCCCGCCAGCUACCCUCCUCCUGCUGCUCCUAAGCCCAGCAGCGCUGCGCCGGUCUACGUUCCUCCCGUCGCUCCCAAGCCCAAGCCUUCCCAGGCUGCCCCUAAGCCUCAGCCUCAGGCCCCUAGCGGCGGUCUGACCGGCAGCAACGACCACUACGGUAUCACCUACACUCCUUAUGAGCCUACCACUGGAAACUGCAAGGCCGCUUCCGAGGUCGAGAAGGAUAUUUCCGACCUUAAGAACGCUGGCUUCCAGGUUAUCCGUGUCUACUCCACUGACUGCGACACUCUUGAGAACGUUGGUGGCGCCGCCAAGAAGUACGGCCUUGAUCUGAUCCUCGGUGUUUUCGUCAAGGGUGAUGGCUGCAGCUAUGACACCCCGGAUAUCAAGAUCCAGGUCGACGCCAUUUCUGCCUGGGCUCAGUGGGACAUUGUCAAGCUCAUUGUUGUGGGCAACGAGGCUAUUAUGAACAACUACUGCUCUGCUACUCAGCUUGCUUCCCUGAUCACUACUGUCAAGGGCAAGUGCAGCGGCUACACCGGCCCUUACACCAUCUCUGAGACUCUUAACAUCUGGCAGCAGCCUGCUGUUUCUGCCGCUAUCUGCCCUGCUGUCGACGUCGCCGGUGCCAACAUCCACCCUUACUUCAACACUGCAACUCCCGCUUCAUCCGCUGGUGACUUCGUCGCUGGUCAGCUCGAGCUUCUGAACAAGGUUUGCUCUGGCAAGGAGGCCAUUAACCUGGAGUGCGGUUGGCCCAAGCAGGGUUCAUGCAAUGGCGCUGCUUGCCCCGGUGACAGCGAGCAGGCUACUGCCAUUCAAUCUAUCCGUGAGAAGUGCGGUCACAAGACCGUCUUCUUCUCAUUCGACGACGACAUGUGGAAGCAGCCUGGCCCUCUGGGCUGCGAACAGAGCUGGGGUGUCGCGGCUGCCUUCUCCAUUUCAGGCAUUUACUAA
Messenger RNA from Trichoderma asperellum CBS 433.97, 1701 nucleotides. RefSeq lists its product as uncharacterized. Gene Ontology annotation, biological process: cell wall organization. Gene Ontology annotation, cellular component: extracellular region; cell surface; fungal-type cell wall. Lineage: Eukaryota; Fungi; Ascomycota; Sordariomycetes; Hypocreales; Hypocreaceae. Gene Ontology annotation, molecular function: glucan endo-1,3-beta-D-glucosidase activity. The record is from RefSeq and is a predicted model, not a curated record.